Molecule: messenger RNA, 2631 nt
Organism: Cherax quadricarinatus
Lineage: Eukaryota; Metazoa; Arthropoda; Malacostraca; Decapoda; Parastacidae
Source: RefSeq, a predicted model, not a curated record
AUCCUGUUAUCUUUUUACAGCCUCAUGGUAUGGUACAGAGGGGUUAUAUACCUCCGUGGGAGCAGUAUGCCCCUCCGCCUCUACCAGAGAAUCCUCCUCCUGACCAUUUGCAGCAGUACAGCAGUACACCUGGUCUUGCCCAGUUUCCCCAGCAGUGGAGGCACCAGUCACCUAUGGUCAACAGGGCUCUUGGGCGUCAGAUUCCAUCAACAGGAUCGCUGCCUCGACAUCUUAAUAAGAGAAAGCCAAGUCCCUCUAUAGGAAAGAGAGGCGUCAAUACUGGAGACUUUGACGUGGGCGGAGAGACACUAUCUCCUCCUAUAGAGAUGAUGCCUGGGACACCAUCUCUCAGGAGAGAUCCUAAGGAUCCUCUCCCUGGCCUACAGGGACUGCAGGGGCUGAGUGGAUCACGGAUCAUGGGGGCUCCUGGAGCACCACGUCUACCUCAGGACUACAGCCCAGGGCGCUUGCCUGAUAUGUAUGGGGGGAGUUCAGUGUACCAGGGGCCCAUUGAUGAGGAAGAGGAGAGUGAGCCUCAGUAUAACGAAGGCAGUGCCCUCUACACUGACCAGAGUGCCGUCUACGAAUCCACCUCUGCCUUCUACGGUAGUAUGGGUGAUAAAGCCUAUGCUGCAGAUAGUACCAAUCCUCUACUAGCCCCUCACAAUAGUCAUCCUGGGCUGCAGCAUGGCUCGAAGAUCAGCACUCUCCUCAUAAUCCACACCAGGCUAAUGGAGUGAAGGAUCAUGGCAUCCAACACACUAUAUCCCCUUUGCCAGACUCACACCCAUUGUCUCAUCAGCAACAGAACCAGGAGACCCAUCAACAGAACCACCAACAGCCUCUUUCUCACCAACGGUAACCAGCUGACUAUACCUUCUUAUAUAUAUUCUUAAUUAGCUAAUUCCUUUGAACAAUUAGUGGGUAAUAUUAAACAAGUGUAUAUUAAAUAAUCUGAUAUAUAUUUAUAUAUCCAAGUGAGAAAGUGAGAUAAAAAUCAGAUACUAGAUUAGCCACUCAGACUUAUUCAGACUUGUAUAUGAGGUCCAUAAUGCAGACCACUCAGUAUUUCGGACAUCAUUCUGGAGUAUCUGAAAGUAGAUAUUCCUACAUCCUACAGAGAUUCUUCCUCUUAUACAUCUACAUCCUGGAAAGGCAGCAAGAGAUAUCCUUUAUGAUCUCUUGUAUAAGCAUAGUUAUUGAGGUUUAAAGCCUGUCGACUACACGAGGCUUCAGGCCAACCUUCUCGCCACCAAAAAAAAAAAAAACCUUUAAUCUCUGAAGUCGUGAUUAAACUCAGCUUGUAUACACUGAGAGAAACACAACUCUCGGUGUUUAUACUCUGUAUGAUCAUACUGCGUUUAUGGUGUAUAAGUAUUAUAAGUAUGGGAAUCACAAUUUACAAACUAUACGUUAUAGUCUUGAAAAAUAUUUCCUAGUCUUGAAAAUAUAAAAAAAUAAUUCAUUUUUAUAUCUAACUCGUAGAUGCUUAUAAAUUAUCUAAAUGAAAUUAUAUUAAUGUUAUCUGUAAUGAUUAUAUCAUACUAUAAUUUUAAUUAAAUAUAACUAAAUAUUUUUUUCUUUCAUAAUUAUACAAUUUAUAGACGUAAAGGGAAUAUAUGCAUAGAUUUUUUUAUAUAAAUUGAGGCAUUAGUGAGUUAAAUACGUUAUUAAGAAGUGGAAAUUAGUAUCAACAGUGCCAUUGUGCUGCCAGUUGGAGUGCCACAAACGCUUCCAAGCUUCCAUAAACAUAUGUGUGGACACAACAGGUGUUAAGCACAGUUGCAAACAGGUGCAGAUGGAACAAGUGUCAAGAAGCAGCGGUGCUAAGUCAGCAUACAAGAGGCUUCCAGACCCACAGGUGUUUCUCGUAUAGAAAAAGUGUGUAUGCGGCCUCAUGGCUAUUAAAUAUACUCCUGGCAUGAUAGUGUACUUGUCACGGUAUACUUACCAUAGUAUACUUAUCAAAGUAUCAAUAUACUCCUGCCUUGAUGAUUCCUUCGUGUAUAUUAGGUUCAUUUUAGAAGAUAUUGUCCAUAUGGAGAGUUAGAAUGUAAUACAGUGUUUGGUGCAUCAUCCUUAUCAUCAUACUGUUCAUUAUUUCAUUAUUAAUCAUGAUGUGAAAGAAUAUAAUGCUAGAUGUACUAAUAAUAUUUACACUGCUGAUGGCUGGGAUGCUCUACAAAUGGAUCAUCAUACCGUGGCUCUUAUGCAAAUAAUCAAUACACAGCUCUAGGACUUUCACUUUGUCUCGAGUACUUCCUCAGGAGCUUCCAUUUAAUGAUGACAUUAUACACUGGUCAGCUGGAACUUUAUUUUACAAUGAGAUUUACUUUUGUCUGACAAAAAUAACAUUAUCACCUUAAUGAUUCUUUUAGGUGGGUCUUCCGGGUAGGGCGAGACGUGUGGGGCACAUCUUGCCCCAGCUGCCCAUUAAUGUCUGGGUUAAAUGUAGUGGCUUGUUUCCUGGCUUGAUUUUUACAGACAAUAGCAGUAGUAUAGGAUAGAAUAUAGUGACCAGAUAUACACAUCCUUGAGGUGUUUUAGCAGGGGUGUGAAAGCAGGGGUGUGAAAGCAGGGGUGCGAAAGCACAGGUGUGAAAGCAGGGGUGCGAAAGCAGGGGUGUGAAAG